Molecule: messenger RNA, 1815 nt
Organism: Suillus paluster
Lineage: Eukaryota; Fungi; Basidiomycota; Agaricomycetes; Boletales; Suillaceae
Exons: 4
Molecular function (GO): protein binding
Source: RefSeq, a predicted model, not a curated record
AACCGCAGCAAGGCCAAGUCAGAGAAAAAGUUAUGGGAGGGUGCACUUCUCGAUGCGCAAAAGGUCAUCGAACUCAACCCUGCGUCUCAUGUUGGAUACCAGGUGAAGCAUCAAGCGCUUCAUGGCGCACAGCGCUAUGAUGAUGCUAUCGAGGCCUUCGAAAUGAUGCUAUCCAAACUGGACAAUGCUGCCGACACGCAAAUACGAAAGCUGCGUGAGCAGUAUGUCAGUCCCUCCGAAGCAAAAGAUAUGGUUCGAAAAGUCAUCGACACCCAACUCGACACUGCCCCGCUUCGUCUACUCAACACCACCACCGGGCUCUUGUGUGACCGAGAAAUGCAGAUAAACGUCUUCAAAACGAGCACAGAGUACAACGAGCUUCUGUUAUCGAUCAUGAAGCGCCCAGACCUCGGAAUGGAGCACAUCACAGAGGUGGUGGCGACGUACUUCGGUUGUGUCAUGCUAUCCCACAAAUGGGAAGGGCAGGAGCCACUGCUGCAGGAUAUCCAGGACAAGGGUUGUUAUCGCUGGGCUUGGAGCGAUACAUGCUGCAUCGACCAAAAUAACAAUGUCGAGCUCCAACGAUCGGUUAAUUCUAUGUUUGUCUGGUAUCACCAUGCUGCUCUUACAAUUGUCUACCUACCGGACGUUCCGCCUUCGUCAGAGUCAGGGGCACUUGCAAACAGUGUCUGGAACACGCGAGGAUGGACCUUUCAAGAACUCCUCGCUUCCAAAAUCAUUCUUUUUUAUCAGAGGGACUGGACCUUGUAUCUCAAUGACCGCUCUCCCAACCACAAGGAAUCUGCUGCAAUCAUGCAGGAGUUGCAUGAUGCAACUGGCAUAGAUUGCCAGGCCCUCACAGCCUUCUGUCCAGGGAUGAGCGGCGCCCGAGAGAGAUUUCAAUGGGCGUCGACACGCGUCACCACAUUGCAGGAAGAUAUUGCAUACUCAUUAUUUGGCAUCUUCGGCGUGCAACUUCCUGUAAUUUACGGCGAGGAGAAGCAAAAUGCGCUCGGGCGACUCCUGCAAGAGAUCGUGGCUCGGUCAGGGGACAUCACUCCCCUCGACUGGGUCGGACAAUCAUCUGAGUUCAACACCUGUCUUCCAGCCGACAUCACCUCAUACAGAGCUCCGCCUCGCACGCUGCCAUCAUUGUCCAAAGACGAGAUCCAGACAAUGGUCUCUCCACUGCGAAAUUCCGUGCCUGUGGAGUUUGCUUUGAAACUUUAUACCCUUCUUGACAACACGAGUGCUCCUCGUUUCGCGAACUGCAGACUGCAUCUGCCUUGCAUCGUGUUCCGUGUCACGGAAGUCAGACGGAGGCGUAGUCCAGACCAGGAGACUCAUUUCACGUAUGGAGUGAAGGCAGAUGGGCUACGGGACCUGCUCAUUGCCACCGAAGAGACACUGAUUCAGUUCUCGCGGACAAGGCCCGCUCCGAGUCGACAGACAUUCUUUCUUGUCUGUCCAUGGGACCGUUGUCUCCUCGAGGAGCCAGACUUUGUAGAGCCGCUGCUUGCCUUUGCAGGCUUGGAUGAUGCGGAAAGCUUGGGAGAUUGGUCCGAGCCCGAGUCUCCUUUGGACGACUCGAGCGGCGGUUCUCCUGUAGAACAAGAGCUGGUUGAUUCGGAAUCGAUCGAGCGAGCGUUGCGAUUGCUUGUCCGCCUUGGGCAGCCUUUUGGCGCUUUGUUUCUAGCGCGGCAGGAUGGCGGAGAAUACAGGCGGAUCGCAUCGGAUCAUAAUAUUACUGCACAAGUUAAACAUAUGGCUUCUGUUGACAGCAUGAUGGAUAUCAGGACUCUAGAAAUAAUGUAG